UGAAAGCAGUUUGUCCUUUGCUACGAAGAGAUGAGGACAGACGUUUUUGACGAUAAUUGAAAUUGAGAAGAAAUCUUUCAGACAUGGAUAAGCUGGCGAAACCGCAAAUAAUCUGUCACAUCGAGAAAUCGGUGGACUAUUCGUUGUUUGAUGUCAAAUGGAUACCAUGCAGCGCCAAGUUCGUGGUUAUGGGUUCUCGGCCUCGUGGUACCGGUAUUAUACAGAUUUACGAGUUGUCGAGCGGCGAGUUGAAGCUCGUGAAGAAUAUCGAGAGGUCUAAUCAGAUGAAGUGUGGAACAUUCAAGGCUUCCAAUCUUCGGGAUAGACAUUUAGCUACCGGUGAUUUUAAGGGUAAACUAAAUAUCUACAAUUUAGAGGAUCCCUCGAUACCAGUUUACACUGCUAACGCUCAUACACAAAUUAUAAAUGCCAUUGAUGGAGUAGCAGGUGCCAGCAUAGGAUGCGGUGCACCCGAAUUGGUAACUGGGUCUAGAGAUGGAAGUGUUAAAGUAUGGGAUUCUAGGCAGAAGAGUCGACCGGUUGCUAUUAUGGAGCCAAAGGAAGGAGAAAGUCGACGAGAUUGCUGGUCAGUCGCGUUUGGCAAUUCUUACAAUUCUGAGGAGAGAGUAGUGGCUGCAGGAUAUGAUAAUGGUGAUGUCAAAAUAUUUGAUCUGAGAGCAAUGACGGUGAAAUGGGAAAGUAAUCUGAAAAACGGAGUUUGCAGUCUCGAGUUUGACAGGAAAGACAUACCCAUGAACAAAUUGGUUGCCACUACGCUAGAAUCAAAAUUUUAUCUCUUUGACUUGAAGACUCAGCAUCCCAAAAAAGGCUUUCCAUAUCUUGUUGAAAAGGCUCAUAAAUCGACGAUAUGGCUGGUUAAGCAUUUACCACAAAAUCGUGAAAUAUUCGCAACCUGUGGUGGUGGAGGAACAAUCUGUCUUUGGAAAUAUAAUUAUCCAGAGAAAAGAAAAAUUAAGGAUGCCGACGGGAUCGAACAGGGUGUCGUAGGUAACGUUAGUUUGCUACAAAAUACUAUGCUCUCAUCGCAACCCGUUAGUUCCUUGGAUUGGAGCCCGGAUAAACAAGGACUUGGUGUUUGCACAUCGUUUGAUCAAUGCUUACGCGUUAUCAUCACUACGAAACUAAACACAUAUUGAUUAAACAGCGGAAAAUGCUUCCGCGUUACGCAACGACGAACAGAUGAGAGUGAAUUAUAUAUUAUUGGACUAAUCUAUUUAGGAUUGGAUUCUUCCUAAGCAUCGGCCAUUUUACACGCAUGGUCGCGAGCAUUACGCAAUAUCGCGCGCGCCAACCUCCGCCAUUUGAGGCGUAUUCGACCCGCAUGUUGUCGCGUAUACCUCGCGUUGCGUCGUGCGAGGAGGCAGCAUUGCAGCUGCGCGCGUACACACAAGGUCAGAAAUACCUCGAUUGUAAUUACAUAAAUUAAUUAUCAUCGUCAGGUCUACAUGUUUUUGCCGGGAUGUGGUUAUCGCCGUUCGAUCCACUCAUUUUAUUUAAUUCUUUAGUUUUUUAAUUUCUUAGAGUUUUAGUUAUAAUACAUUAACAUUUAAAAUUAAACUUUGACACAGAUUUUAGAGGAAAUUAGACGGAGAAAUAAGAUAUGGUAAAAAGUGCAACUAAAAUUUAAACAUCUUUUUAAUUUAGAUUUUACUAAUAUUUUUCCAUUUUCUUGUACUUGACAAAAUGUAUUAUUCCUUUAUACUUUUUCCUUUAUAGCUUAUAACUCAUGUUAUGUGCAUAUUCUUUUUCUAAAAUGACUUGUAUGUCCUUAAAUGAUUUUAUCUUAGAAUAUAUAAUACAAUUCACCGUUUAUGUGUAUUUAACAUAUCUAUAUCAAUCGUAGCAAAGUGAAGGGAUAAUGACUAUCCUGGAAGUAUACCAAGUGUAAGUUGACUAAUUACAUAGCAGAGUGUGUACAUAUUCACAAACAUAUAUACACACGUCGACAAGACAGGUAGAGAAGUGUGCAAUACCUGAUUCCUAUUUUCGUGUUUCGAUGGCGCACUUGGUGAUGCAUUCUGUGACGAUUUGGUCAACAUCCAAGAAUUGGUCGCGCAUAUAGUUGCCCGUACUAUAGUCAAGCCUUACAAUCAUCAUGAUUAAAUCUUGAAUAGAAAGAUUGAUCCCCCAGAAUUCCUAUUUUCCAUUAAAUGUUCAUCACAAAGUGCUUUCAAUGGGAAAGAGUGAAAAAUUAUGUUUUAAGGGAAAUUGAAAUCAAAUCAAAAUUGAUG
Messenger RNA from Cataglyphis hispanica, 2252 nucleotides. It is a transcript of the gene Wdr92, whose product is annotated as dynein axonemal assembly factor 10. Gene Ontology annotation, molecular function: ubiquitin binding. Lineage: Eukaryota; Metazoa; Arthropoda; Insecta; Hymenoptera; Formicidae. The record is from RefSeq and is a predicted model, not a curated record. The transcript is spliced from 5 exons. The coding region runs from base 84 to 1157 and encodes 357 amino acids.